AUGAAGCCCUUCUGUGACGGGUCAUCUCCUGGAGGUUGUGAGUGUGCGUUGCUGGCUGACAUGAGGGAGGGUGUGGGGGCUACGGCUGUGCAGCUGCGCAGCCACCCAUCGGACUCCGCUCCGAAAGCGUCAUUGAUUGUUGGUUUGUUUCUAUUUUUUGUGCGGGCGCCUGCAAUGACUCUCUCUCCUGUUCCACGAGGACUGUGUGGGAUGACAUGCCUGCCGCUCUUUAUACUUCUGAUUUUGUGUAGAAAGAGCAGCGAGAGAAGGAACGACGAAUUAUGCGGAGUGAUGUAUGUGUUUGUGGGUUUAUAUACUGGUGUAUUCUUUUGGAUCACUCUGGUGGUUCCUUUUCUCUCUUUUUACGUUGUUUUGAAUGUGUCUCAGUAUUUGCUUUAG
This is a messenger RNA of Trypanosoma cruzi, 399 nucleotides long. RefSeq lists its product as uncharacterized. Lineage: Eukaryota; Euglenozoa; Kinetoplastea; Trypanosomatida; Trypanosomatidae. The transcript has a single exon. The coding region runs from base 1 to 399 and encodes 132 amino acids. The record is from RefSeq and is a predicted model, not a curated record.